Molecule: messenger RNA, 1801 nt
Organism: Magnolia sinica
Lineage: Eukaryota; Viridiplantae; Streptophyta; Magnoliopsida; Magnoliales; Magnoliaceae
Exons: 10
Coding region: 130-1560 (476 amino acids)
Source: RefSeq, a predicted model, not a curated record
CCCUUCUCCUGAAAUCCAGUCCCUCUGCCACUCACUGCCAUUCUUCAUCCUUCAAGGAGGAGAACGAGAUGUAGAUGCAGCAGACGAGAGAAAUGCGAAUUAGGGUUAGGGUUUCUAUCCCGACAACUGAUGGAUCAGAUCGAGUCUUCGAUCCUUCGCGUUCUCCAAGACCACCACAAGAUCAGCUCGAGCCUCCGGAGUGAGGAGACCAAGAUCGACGGCCUAAAUAAGGAGAUUAAGAUCUUGGAGGAUCGGAUUCGGGCACCGCUGUCGUCAGGGGAUGAUUCGGGGGAAUUGGAGCGGCAGCGGAUGCAAAAUCUGCUUACUUAUCAGUCGACGCUUAUCGCGCGGGCCGCUUCGAGGACAAAGCUCCUAAGAGCACUUCAUGAAGAUCUGCUUGUAUUGUUUCUACGGAGGAAGCAGCUGCGGCAAAUUGAUGGCACUGGUGGGUCAGGUGUUGAUGUGGUGCGUAAUGUUUCUUUGAGCUCCGGAUUGUCAAGUGGUGAUGAUGAUAAUCAAGGUUUCCCAAAUGACUGUUCGAUGCCGGGAUCAAUGGACAUCAUGAGGAUAAGUGAUGACCAUGACAACUUGGAGGAAGUAACUACGGAACAAGAGCAACUACCCUUGGGUCUAAAAAUGCUUCAAAUAAAUAUGAAUGAAGAUGCAUGUUUGACCCCAGAAGAUGGGAGUGAAUAUGGAGAUCUCCAGUACAAGAAUAAUAUCCUAGAUAAUAUUGCCAUGAGCAUCUUAGAUCCAAAUUCAAACGUCGAUAACAUUUUCAAAGAGGCUAUGGAGAGUUCCAACUUCCCUUGUGAGGAAGCUCAAGGUUCCAAAAAGGUGCCUAAAAAAACAGGCCGAGCAACUUAUCGAAACUUAGCUAGACGUCUGACUGUGGACUUCGAUGACCUUGGUAACCCAACUGGCCCAAAUGCUGGGGCUUUCAAAAGAUCAAUCAAUUCAUAUGUAUGUCAUUAUUUACCUGUCAGAUUUAAGCAAAUUGGGGAUGUUCCAGUCGAAGACUAUAAAUCAGUAUUGAAUGUGUUAACAGAAAGAUAUAAUUUUGAUCUUAAUAGAAGCUAUACCAGGAAGAAGAUCUCAUCCUGUUAUAGGCAACAUAAAUACAAGCUGUUGGUUCAGGUCAAGAAAGACCUUGAGAGAGGUAUUGAACCACAAAAACCAUCAUAUGUGAAGAAAGAAGAUUGGGAUGCUUUUGUUGCAAAGACAAAAGAUGAAGAGUUUGAUAGGAUUAGCAAGAAGAACAAAGCAAGCAGAAGUCAACAGAGCGCCCUUAACAGGAAGGGCUUGACGUCUACUUCCAUCCACAAAAGAAAAUUGAAAGGAUCAGAACAAGGUGUAGUGGAUGAUAGUAUCUGGUCGAAGGUGCAUAAACCUAAGCGAGGUCGUCCAAGGAAGCUAUUAGAUGUGGUUGAGGACAAUCAUAAUGUUGUGGAUAUUAUGGACAUUCAUAUUAGCCAAGAGGGUUUUGGAUCAGAACGGACGUUAAAGGGUUAUCCGCAUCUGGAUGCUACUAACCAGUAUGAAUACUGGAAUCCGACUUGAGAGACUGCAAACGUCUUAGCAUCUCUCUCAAAAUCAGAGGAGAAAUCUUCAUCGCCCAUCAAUAGUGGUUGAUGACGUUAUUGUAUAUGUUGUUCGUUACUACAUUGGUUUUUUUUCUUUUUCUUUUUCUAUAUAUUUUUUUCCCUUUCUCAUUUCCGGUUUUGGAAUGCAUUUAUUUUCAUUGCACAGAUGGUGUAACUUCAGAAGAUUAUAAAUGGAAAAUAUUGCACUGGUAAAAGAA